Arabidopsis thaliana (thale cress) is the source of this 2211-nucleotide messenger RNA. RefSeq names its product RAB geranylgeranyl transferase alpha subunit 2 (gene RGTA2). Bases 141 to 2204 code for a protein of 687 amino acids. The record is from RefSeq and is marked reviewed. Lineage: Eukaryota; Viridiplantae; Streptophyta; Magnoliopsida; Brassicales; Brassicaceae. The transcript is spliced from 9 exons. Gene Ontology annotation, molecular function: Rab geranylgeranyltransferase activity; protein geranylgeranyltransferase activity; protein prenyltransferase activity.
UAUCACCAUUCUCAGUCAAAAGAAGAAAGCAUGUGUUUACCAAAAAACAAGAAAGCAUGUUCGUAAUUUUCAAUUGAACCGGUUUCCGGUGGGAACCCUAAACAAGAAAACGUCAUUGUGAAGCAAUUCCCUAUAUCUCAAUGCACGGUCGUAAGAGAGAGGAGGAUCCGAAUCCAGAGGAGACCGCAGCUAAAGCCCUUGAGCUCCGGUCUCUCCAGUCCCAGUUCAUGUCCAAUCACCAUCAAAAGAUUUACACAAAGGAAGCAAUUCAAUUAAGCGCGAAGCUUCUAAUAACCAAUCCAGAGUUCUACACUGCUUGGAACUAUCCGAAGCUCGCCUUCGAGUCCCGACUCGACGAGGACUCUGAUCCAAGCUUGGUCAACUCAAUUAUCGAUGAAGAACUAGGAGUCGUACAAAAUGCCUUGGAGAGGAAUGUCAAGUCAUAUGGGGCUUGGUAUCAUCGAAAGUGGGUUUUGAGUAAAAAAGGGCAUUAUUAUCCCUCCUUAGAAAAUGAAUUGCAACUUUUGAACGACUAUCAAAAGCAAGCCCAUCAAAAGCAAGACGAUGAAAAGCAAGACGAUCCCAGCAGGAACUUUCACGCUUGGAACUAUCGCAGGUUUGUUGUGGAGCUAACCAAGACGUCAGAAGAGGAUGAGUUGCAGUAUACAACUGAUAUGAUCAGUGAUAUUAGUUUCACCAUCUAUUCUGCGUGGCAUUAUCGUAGUGUACUUGUUUCAAGUUUAGUGGCAAAAAAGGCUGAUGGGUUUAUGCCAAAGGAAACGAUUCGUCGUGAAUUGGAUUAUGUACAUAGUGCUAUUUUUACGUUAGAAGAGAAACAAAGUGGCUGGUUUUAUUACCUUUGGCUUCUUGAUCAGACUGUUAAAAUGGAGAUUCCUCUUCGCUUUUCCUCGUGGCCUUCAGAUGGUUCCAUUAUCAUUCUAUCUGGACCUGACUGCUUCAAUGCCUCUUCUUCUACUACUAAGUUGACUACUUUCUGUUCCGAGUCUGGUUCUUUUCCACUGAUUCUUUACUUUGACCAAGCCGUAAGUGGAGUAAGCUCGUCAACUGUUACUAUUGGAUCUGAACUCAAAGACCUUGUUUGGGAACCAGUUUCGGAUAAGAAAAACUCUCAAGUGGACUCUUGUGUUUGGGUUGCUCGUCUGAAAUUUGACUGUAGAGAACCUUGCUUUAGUCGUAAGGAAACCAAAGUCAAGGUCAGCCUUGGAGGAAUUGUUUCUUCCAUGGGAUGUAACUUGACCGCUCCUUAUGAGUUUGUAUUUACACUGCGUAUUCAUGACACUGUCGAAGUAGAGUUGUCACAACAAGAAAGCAUUGUUUCAUGGACGGAUGGUUUUGACAAUUGGGAUGAUAAUGCACUGUCGAAUGAUUUGAAUUCUCUUACCGCCUUAAACGCUGAUACGGGUUUUGAGUGGCGUAAGAAAGCUAUAAAGAUAGAGAUUGAACUUUUUCGUACUUUGCCUGACAGCAAAAUUGGAAAGCUCAUUCUUGCAAGGCUUUUGAUGGCUGAGGAAACUAUGAUCUCAAAUGGUGUCCAUUAUAAAGAAAUCCUCCAACUGUAUAACGAUCUAAUGGCUCUUGAUUCUUGGCAUAACCAGUACUACAAGGAUGAGCACAGCGUAGCUCUAAUCCACAAGGUGACUUCAAGAACUGAAUCCAUGUCCAGACACCUCUUUCGGUACAGGAAUAUGAACAAUAUUAUAUGUUUAAGGCUCAAUAACUUAACACUAUCUCGGAUAGCCGCGGUCGAGAAGUUGCUAUUUGUCCAAAUGUUAGAUCUCAGUCACAAUGAGCUUCAUUCAGCUGAAGGAUUGGAGGCGAUGCAGCUUCUCUGUUGCCUAAAUCUGAGUCACAACAGAAUCAGGAGCUUUUCAGCGCUUGACUCUUUAAGACAUCUUAAGCAGCUUAGAGUGUUGGAUGUUUCACAUAACCACAUCUGUGGGGAACUCCCAGUAGACACAACAAGGUACCUUUGUUCUUCGCCGCUCUCUAAUUCGGGUGAAACUGGAAGAGAGGUGCCUAAUAAAUACCAGGAUGCGUAUUUGGUGCUUAGAGAUUUGAUGAAACUGAAGCAGUUAGAUAUUAGAGGCAACGACCUAAUAUUUGCAGGAGAAGAGUUCAGCUCCUUUGUCCGCCAGGUUGUGCCAAAGCUUGUAUGGCUUGAUGGCCACAAACUCACAAGUUAAAUGUUAG